GGAAGUCAACUUGUAGCUAAUAAAGAUAAACAAAUUUAAAGGAAAGAAAGAAAGGAAGGAUUUAUUUAUUUAAUUAAUUAUUUAUUUAAUUAUAUAUUUGCUUUGUUUUGCUUUCAUUUGAACUCCUAGUUAUUUGUACUAUCAUCAAACACUUAGUCUUCCUCCUUCUAAAUAUACAUCACAAGAGGUCAACUGGCAAAAGAAACAAAAAAAAAUUAAAUCGAAUUUUGUGUGCCAUAUUUUGUCUCUUAAAAAAAAAAGAGAAUUAUCCACACCUGUUCAGACAAUAAAGAUCAAGCCGUAUCUUGACCAACCAACAACAACAACAUCAACUCAUACUAAGAUGAACUUACAAGAUAGUUGCCUACCUAAAAGUAACGACCAUGAUCUUAAUGGUUCCCCAUUUGCUCCUUCAACUUCUUCUUCCAUAUCAAAAUCACAUCUGGCAUUUGAUUCUAUUUUAUCAUCCAAUUCCAUUUCAACUUUAACUCCUUCUUCUUCAUCAAAUUCAACUACUACUACCACAUCCUACAUCCUUGGAACUAACCCUAUCACCAGACAACAUCAAACUGAACAUAAUAUAACCAUUACUGAUAAAAAAUCUUCCAUAGUCACCCGAUUAUCUACUCCUCCACCAAUAAUAUCAUCCUCCAAUACUAAUGAAUCAUCUCAAGAUUCAGUAGUAACUCCAUUCUUAGUCAAACAUAUCAGUGAUCAAUCUUUAAUACCUCAUAAUAACUAUCAUAAAUAUUGUUACAGACAUAAUCCUGAUAUAACUUGUAAUAAAAGUACUGAUGAAGAUAAAAUGAUUAAAAUUCAAUCCGCAUUAGAGAAAUUACCAUCAAGAGAUCAAGAAGCCAUAUCCCACGUAUGGUCGAUCUUCAGUGCUGCCCCUUCCCAACAUCGUCAAUUAAUCCUUCAAGGAAUGUUAAGUCAAUGUUGUUUCCCUCAAUUAUCAUUCAUAUCUCAAGAAGUUUCAACUCUAAUCAGAAUCGAUUUCAUAACUACAUUACCAGUGGAAUUAUCAUUACGAAUCUUAUGUUAUUUAGAUUGUCGUUCCUUAUGCAAUGCUGCUCAAGUAUCAAAGAAAUGGAAAUCUUUAGCUGAUGAUGAUAGAGUUUGGCAUCAUAUGUGUGAACAACAUAUUGAUAGAAAAUGUCCAAAUUGUGGUUGGGGAUUACCCUUAAUGCAUAUGAAACGAGCACGAGAAAAUGCCGAAGAAGAAAUCGCUCCUAUAAAGAGAAGACAUGAAGAGAUAUCAGAUGAUCUUGUCGAAGGUAAUGGUUCAUCAUCAUCUCAACCGGAAUCAUCCCAACCGGCUGAAGACAGUUCUAAUAAACGUCCUAAGAUUGAAGAAUUAAGUAAUACCACCACUGUAUCCCCUCCAAAAGUCCUUAAGAAAAGACCAUGGAAAUCAGUUUAUUCCGAACGGUAUAAACUUGAGAAAAAUUGGAGAAAUGGUACCUACACCAUAAAACGAUUCUUAGGUCAUACCGAUGGAGUUACUUGUCUUCAAUUCAAUCGAAAAUAUCUUAUGACAGGUUCAUACGAUACCACCAUUAAAAUUUGGAAAAUCGAUACUGGUGAAUGUCUUAAGACUUUGGAAGGUCAUACAAAGGGAGUUCGAUCAUUAGUAUUUGAUAAUCAAAAAUUAAUCACAGGAGGGUUAGAUUCUACUAUUAAAGUAUGGAAUUAUCAUACGGGUCAAUGUAUCGCUACUUAUCGUGGUCAUGAAGAUUCGGUUGUUUCAGUUGAUUUCUCAGGAAAGUCGAUUGUAAGUGGAUCUGCUGAUCAUACGGUUAAAGUUUGGCAUGUUGAUUCUCGAACUUGUUAUACGUUAAGAGGUCAUACGGAUUGGGUUAAUUGUGUUAAGAUUCAUCCUGCUUCCAAUACCAUAUUUAGUGCUUCCGAUGAUACCACGAUUCGAAUGUGGGAUUUACAAAAUAAUCAAUGUUUAAGAAUCUUUGGUGGAGCAGGGAAUAAUGGUCAUAUAGGUCAAGUUCAAACUGUGAUUGCCUUCACUUAUAAAGAGGAUUUAAUUGAAGAUGAAAGUGAAAGUGAAAAUGAAACUCAUAAACCUCAUCAUAAUGGAGGUAUCCAUCCUACUAUAAUUGGUCAAGCUCGUAAUGAAGCUCAACAACAACAAGAAAGAGAUCGUCAACAAGAUCUUCAACAAUUCAAUAAUAUCGAAGAAAAUGUCGAAGUAGAACAACAACCUCAAGAAACUUCUAAUGACCUCUUAUGGGAUCCAACCUACCCUACUCAUUUAUUAACGUCCUCUCUUGAUAAUACUAUCAAAUUAUGGGAUGUUAAAACAGGGAAAUGUAUCAGAACUCAAUUCGGUCAUAUUGAAGGGGUUUGGUCUAUUGCUGCUGAUACUUUCAGAAUCAUAAGUGGAGCUCAUGAUAGAUUAAUUAAAGUAUGGGAUUUACAAAAUGGUAAAUGUCUUCAUACAUUUGGUAAUCCUUCAAGUGUAAGUUGUGUAGGAUUAAGUGAUUCAAAAUUUGCCGCUGGAUUAGAUAAUGGAGUGGUUAAAAUGUAUUGUUUUUAAAAGAAACAAGAUGAAGAAAUUAUUUAUUUUAUUUUUUUUGGGUUUUAAGUAAUAUUAUAUAUAAAAAAAUUUUAAUUUGGGUUUAAUAUAUUUAUAAAGU
Messenger RNA from Scheffersomyces coipomensis, 2651 nucleotides. Its product is annotated as ubiquitin-binding SDF ubiquitin ligase complex subunit. The coding region runs from base 344 to 2551 and encodes 735 amino acids. Lineage: Eukaryota; Fungi; Ascomycota; Pichiomycetes; Serinales; Debaryomycetaceae. Gene Ontology annotation, molecular function: protein binding. The transcript has a single exon. The record is from RefSeq and is a predicted model, not a curated record.